GCAGCACAGGCCGGUGUCACUUCAGCCGGGCACACUGAGAGGAGCGGAGCUCUAUUUUCUGUAAUUUAAGCUGAACUACACAGUAUUUAUUUAGCUUUAUCACCGAAUAUAAAAAUAACAGCACAGUCAGGCGUUUUACACUUUAUUAAAGUGUGAACCUGGUCAUGGCGUCGAGCGAUUAUCCCCAGACUGCCGGCCAUGGAGGCUAUAGUGGAUAUGGGAGUCAGUCCAGCCAGGGCUACAGUCAGCCCUCUGGUCAGAGCUACGGGCAGCAGGGCUAUGGAGGUUAUAACCAAAGCUCGGAGAGCAGCACUGCAUCAUAUGGCCAGGGAGGAUAUGGAUCCAGCUAUGGGCAAUCCCAGUCAGCCGGAUAUGGAUCACAGCCCCCGUCUCAGAGCCACGGACAGUCGAGUCAGUCCUACAGUUCGAGUGGCUAUAGCAGCAGUCAGCCCCCGCAGGGUGGAGGCUACAGCCAGCAGUCCUCCUAUUCAAGCUACAGCCAGCAACAAUCCACUCCACCUCCUGCUUCCAGCUAUGGCAGCAGCAGUCAGUCACCAAGUUAUGGAUCACAGCAGGGUGGAGGUGGUGGUAGUGGUGGAGGAGGAGGAGGCUAUGGAGGACAGAGUGGUUCUUAUAGUAGCAGUGGAGGGCAGGGAGGAGCAUAUGGAGGCAGUGGAGCACCAAGUGGGGGAUAUGGAGGAAGUGGAGGGCAACAGCAUUCCUCCCAGCAUGGAGGGGGGCCUUACAGUCAGCCCCCCAGCUACAGUUCACCUCCACCUCAAAGCUAUGGACAGCAGAGCCAGUAUGGACAGGCAGGAGGGUACAAUCAGGAUUCCCCACCCUUGAGUGGAAGUGGAGGAGGUUAUGGUGGUCCGGAUGGUGGGUACGGCCAUGACGGGCGAGGUGGACGAGGGCGUGGAGGUAGCGGUGGUUUUGGAGGACGUGGAUCUGGUGGAUUUGACCGAGGGGGUCGUGGAGGCCCCCGGGGCAGAGGAGGAAUGGGAAUGGGCGAUCGUGGAGGAUUCAGUAAGUUUGGUGGACCACGGGACCAUGGACCCGGUGGCCCCAACAUGCAGGAGCAGGAUAACUCUGAUAACAACACCAUAUUUGUGCAAGGCCUGGGAGACAACUAUACUGUGGACUCUGUUGCGGAUUUCUUUAAACAGAUCGGCAUCAUUAAGAUCAAUAAGAAGACUGGCUUGCCCAUGAUUAACCUGUACACAGACAGAGAGACGGGCAAGCUGAAAGGCGAGGCCACAGUUUCCUUCGAUGACCCUCCUUCAGCUAAAGCUGCCAUUGACUGGUUUGAUGGUAAAGAUUUUAAUGGGAAUCCCAUUAAGGUGUCCUUUGCCACUCGCCGGGCUGACUUUGGUCGUGGUGGUGGAGGCAUGAGAGGUGGCCGUGGACGAGGAGGGCCCAUGGGAAGAGGUGGAUUUGGUGGUGGCAGGGGUGGAGGUGGUGGCGGUGUUGGUGGUUUCCCUGGUAAUAAUAAUGGUGGUGGUGGCGGAGGAGGAGGAGGAGGAGGAGGCCAGCAAAGAGCUGGAGACUGGAAGUGUUCAAACCCGUCAUGUGGGAAUCUGAACUUCUCCUGGCGUAAUGAGUGUAACCAGUGUAAAGCACCCAAACCUGAGGGUGGGAGUGGAGGAAUGCCACCUAUGGGAGGGGGCUUUGGUGGAGACCGUGAGCGGGGCAGGGGUGGAUUUGAUCGUGGUGGGUUCCGAGGUCGAGGCGGUGACCGAGGGGGCUUCAGAGGAGGCAGAGGUGGUGACAGAGGAGGGUUCGGACCAGGAAAGAUGGACUCAAGAAAUGAACACAGGCAGGACCGCAGGGAAAGACCCUAUUGAAUUCCGAUGAGAACUCCAUAUUCUCCGCCCUAAUAACACUCCGUUCGACUUGGGACCAGCAUAGGCUCCAUCAACAUUGUUACACAUUUUAUAUAUUCUUAUGCUGUAAUAUCAGGAGCAUGAUUCCCAGAUGUGGAUUAAGUUUAGCCCUGGACCUAAAUGAAGAGAAGUCAAAUGGGACUAGGCUUAAUCUUCCAAGGAUCCUAUGUGUGUGAUUAGUUUGUGAAAGAUUGUAGUAUUCCCUUUUUGUUACCUUGUGCUGCUUCCUGAUAUUAAGUUAUGGUUUAUUUGUUUGUUAACUGAGUUAAGUUGGAUAUUUUUUUU
This is a messenger RNA of Astyanax mexicanus (Mexican tetra), 2168 nucleotides long. RefSeq names its product FUS RNA binding protein (gene fus). The record is from RefSeq and is a predicted model, not a curated record. The transcript has 15 exons. Gene Ontology annotation, molecular function: RNA binding; transcription coregulator activity. Gene Ontology annotation, biological process: regulation of DNA-templated transcription. NCBI's taxonomy places the organism in Eukaryota, Metazoa, Chordata, Actinopteri, Characiformes, Acestrorhamphidae. Bases 165 to 1844 code for a protein of 559 amino acids. Gene Ontology annotation, cellular component: nucleus.